AGCAUAUGGUUUAACAAAUGGGCUUCGAACCCACUCUACUUGGGUUUCUUUUAAACAAAACUGGACCCGGCCCAAGUAAGGCCCAUUAUGUACCAAGAACAAGUGAACAACAGAGAGCGGGUGUGUCGUUGGAAGUUUGAAACUUGGGAGAGAAUGAAGAAGGCUUUGAAAGCAUACGGCGCCGUUCUGAGGCUGGUGAGGCGGCUGCCCAAGGAUACAAGGCCAUACUACGCCAAGUACGCCAGAGAGAAUUUCGUCAACUACAGAGAAGUCGACGCCGCCGACCCUAACGCCCUUAAUGACCUCUUCAAUAGAACUUACACCCACUCUCUUUGGGUUCUCAACAAGUAUUCGGUGGACCAAGCGGCUGCUGAUAAACUGAAAGAGAUCUGCUGCAGUUAAUAUACUCAUGUGCGUUCCAGGUGUUUGUUUUUAUUCCCAAGAGAGGGCAAACUUGAGCUUCUACUGAUUUUUUAUUAAAUGGGUUGCGAAUGGAUUAUGAUGUAGUUAACAGAAUGCGGCAUGUUGUGUAGGAUCAGUGCCAUGUCGCGUGACUAAUGCUGGAAGGAGGUAUUUUUUUUGGCUUUCAUUCCUGCUUUUUCCGGUGAUAGUCUUGACUUUUGAGAAGGAACCAUCAGCUUGGAUUGGAGUUCAAUGUGUCGGCAUUAUCAGAGGACAAGGACACAGUUCUAUUUUUUAUUUCUUUUCUUCGAUUUUCAGUCUACAAACAGGGUAUUUAGCGGAAAAUCCAAGGAUAAAUCUUUAUGAUAACUAUGUUUGGUUUCAGAAAUUACUAAUAAAAAAAAAAGUUGAUAAGAAAAA
Vitis vinifera (wine grape) is the source of this 822-nucleotide messenger RNA. RefSeq names its product LYR motif-containing protein At3g19508. Bases 88 to 402 code for a protein of 104 amino acids. The transcript is spliced from 2 exons. NCBI's taxonomy places the organism in Eukaryota, Viridiplantae, Streptophyta, Magnoliopsida, Vitales, Vitaceae. The record is from RefSeq and is a predicted model, not a curated record.